UCUACCUGGUGUUGAUACUCCAGCAGGUCGUUAGAGGGACUCAACGAUCGGCACCUGUUCAGAGGCCGGAGGAGCUCCGCGGCCGUGGUAUAUUCACCCCAUCAGCGAGAUAUAUUUGCAACAGGUAAAACUACUCUAGGUAGACACGAUGCCACUGAACGCGGAUGGCGACCUGGGCUAUGGCAGCGUGGCGGCGGCUGGGCCCGGCCCGGGGGUACCAGGGCUGGCGGGGGGCAACUUGGGAGGCGGCGAGACGGUGCCCUUGCUGCUGCCAGAGCCUGUGACCGCUGGAAGACCCAGCUGGAAGCCACUCAGCAAAGACGAGCUGGAGCUCACGGCAGGUAGCCCCGGCUGGAGGAAGGUGCGUACGCGGCUGGUGCUGCUGUUCUGGCUGACGUGGCUGGUGAUGCUGGGCGCCGCCAUCGCCAUCAUCGUGCAGAGUCCACGGCCCGUGGCCCCGCCCCUCAAGUGGUGGGAGAAGGAGCUCUUCUACCGGCUGCAGCCCGCACUGCUCAUGGACACGCCGCAGGGCGCCAUCGGCGGGUUCGAGGUGAUGCGUGAGCGUCUGCCGUACCUCAAGUCGCUGCAGGUGGGCGCCCUGAUUCUGGAGGGCGUGAUCCCCAAGACCAUCUCCGCCUCCAACCUCACGCAGGUCAGCCACGACCUCGGCACCAUGCCCCAGUUCAGGAAACUCAUCGGGGAGACGCACAAGGAGGGCAUGAAGAUCCUGCUGGACUUCUGUGACCUGGAGGUGAUGAAUGAGGAGGACUCCCUGAACGCCACUGAGGACCUCGCAGACUCAUCCGGAUACAUACAGUACUCUCUGAAGUAUUGGCUGGAGCAGGGCAUCUCUGGCUUCUCCAUAUGCGACACGGACGCGGCCUACACUGAGAAGACAUUGGAGGUGUGGAAGUCACUUCUAGAGGAAUACAGUGAGAAGGACAAUGAACGGAUCUUGGUGGUGCGGGAGACGUCUGACAGCUAUGUGGUGACCAACGUGUCUGAUGGUGUGAACGGCUCUCUGGUGCAGCUGACUGUGCGCUCACUACUGCCCCCCUCUGCCCACCCGCUGCCAGUGCCAGAGGUGGCACGGGCCAUUGAGGAGAGUCUACAGGCACCGCGACCUGAUUGGUCUAGCUGGACGGUGGGAGGUCCGGUUGCUCCAGAGCUGCAGAGGAUCAUCAUGGUGGUGCUGAUGACGCUGCCGGGCACACCUGUAGUCAGCGACGGGGAAGAGGUCAACCCAGCACAGAACACCACAGUGAAUGCUAUUGGAGAUGAGAUCUACAUCCAGGACGAGGGUAAGAAGUGGCGUUCUGCGAUCGCCCUGUUCCAGUCCCUGAGCCACACGCGUUCGAGAGAGGAAGCUCUUCUCUUCGGCACCUUCAGCUUCCUCCCCUUUAACUCCUCCUCCUUGACAUCCGCCUCGGCCAUGCCCCCGCUGGCCUUCCUGCGCUCCUGGGGCUGCGUUCACUUCCUGGUUCUGCUCAACCUGGGUCCCGAGCCACACCCACUCUCACCCGAUUGGGCGCCGCGUCUGCCCACGGGCGGAGUCUUCGUCACCAGCACUGAGAUGGACCGGCUGGGUUCCGUUUCCCUGGAGACGCUCAUCUUGAAGCCCCGCGAGGGCAUCGUCAUCAAGCUGUUUGAGGGCGGGAGCUUCUCAUAGACGCAGACUCCUCAUUGGUCAACAGGAGAAAAAAAAAGAUAUUUAUUUAUGAAAGACCGAUAUUGGACACAAAGGAGACGACCGUGAAUAAUAAUAAUGUUAUUAACAGUGAACAAUAGUAUUAUUUAUUUUCUGUAAUAUGUGAAUGAAAUGGGGUCUUAUAAAACUGAAAUAAAAGUGAUUUGUGAUGCCA
Messenger RNA from Engraulis encrasicolus (European anchovy), 1862 nucleotides. Its product is annotated as amino acid transporter heavy chain SLC3A2. The coding region runs from base 149 to 1669 and encodes 506 amino acids. The transcript has 11 exons. The record is from RefSeq and is a predicted model, not a curated record. NCBI's taxonomy places the organism in Eukaryota, Metazoa, Chordata, Actinopteri, Clupeiformes, Engraulidae. Gene Ontology annotation, molecular function: L-leucine transmembrane transporter activity; aromatic amino acid transmembrane transporter activity; L-alanine transmembrane transporter activity. Gene Ontology annotation, cellular component: apical plasma membrane; basolateral plasma membrane. Gene Ontology annotation, biological process: phenylalanine transport; carbohydrate metabolic process; L-alanine import across plasma membrane.